This is a messenger RNA of Suillus fuscotomentosus, 345 nucleotides long. RefSeq lists its product as uncharacterized. The transcript is spliced from 4 exons. The coding region runs from base 1 to 345 and encodes 114 amino acids. Lineage: Eukaryota; Fungi; Basidiomycota; Agaricomycetes; Boletales; Suillaceae. The record is from RefSeq and is a predicted model, not a curated record.
AUGCUCAAAGAUAUAACUUCUCAGUUUCUCGGCUUCCAGCAGACACACCACUUCAGAAAAGCGACAGACGAAGCAUACAACAGGAAACUCAGCCUAGCUCCCCGUGAUGCUAUGGGAGGCGGUAACUUCCUCGAAGAGGCGUAUGACGACCCAUGCAACAACUUCUUCCGACUGUUGCAGCAAUCUCUUGGAUUGCCAUUGCCAUCUCCUGGCUUCCAUUUCCCUUCCUUGUUUUCGGCUCACCGCUUGUUGGAUGUCAUCUCUCGAUGUUUCCCACCACCAGAUCUGCCUUUACCAGGACUUCGGAAAGACCAGUCGUUGGUGCAAGUGUGGGUGGGCGGCUAG